Molecule: messenger RNA, 1601 nt
Organism: Prorocentrum cordatum
Lineage: Eukaryota; Dinophyceae; Prorocentrales; Prorocentraceae
Source: the annotation of a GenBank genome assembly
AUGGAUGCGAAUACGACACAAAUUGGCAAGCAACUAGAUUUUGCCUUCGUCGGGGCCCUUGCAGAACUGGGCGAGCGACGUGUCCCUGGAGAUCGUAAGACAGCGCAAGAGGAACGUGAGAUCGCCCGAGUUCGCGAUGUUCAAUCUACAACGGAGGUGUUCGAUGGCCGUUUAAAGCUUCGGGCCAUGACAGCGCGGCUUCUACGAGUGUACAGGGCGCGGAUGUUGGCAUCCGUUGUCCUAGAGGCUGCUCCUAUAUCAACGUUUGUGUUGCUGGAUAAGUUGUUUCGCGACUUACUCUGGAGCUUGUACUAUAGUCAAAUUCUGGCUGGAUUCUGGGCCUGCUUGCAGCUCAUGGCUUCGCAUCAGGGGAUGCCUCCGGAAGAAGUGCCCGUUACAUUGUGCCCUCGAGAACAGCUCGUUGUAGAGGGCAUUCCUGACGUUCAUUUCGCUUUUGUCGGUCUGACUGCUGCGGAGCACAAGCGCUAUGAACACAUCAACACGUUGCUCGCCGAGUACGGCACUCCGCGCCUGCUAGAGAUCGGCGUCCGUGUGGGAGAUGUUCCAGCUUAUGUUCUUGAACAUAACCCCGAGUUGACCUAUGUAGGUGUGGAUCCUUACUUUGACGAGGGUGGUGAGCACUACAGAGGACAAGUCGACUACGACAUUGCAAUGAGCCGUAUCGAGAGAUUCGGCUCGCGUGCCGAGAUCUACAGGGGCGUUUUGAGUCAGAUGCCAACAGAAGGCCGGGACAACUUCACGGCCGUUUUCAUUGAUGGUGAUCACAGUUUCAUGUCCGCAUACAAAGACACGAAGUUGUCAGAACAAUUAGUCAUGAAUGGUGGCUUGAUCAUGGGUCACGAUUUCACGCCAUGGUAUUAUGGGAUCAUGUAUGCUGCUACACUUGCCUCUCUCCGACACGGCUCGCUGAGCCUCAGCGAGGCCUCCGAGGCCUCGCCGCCGAGCCGCGGGCCCGGCGGCGAGCACCAGGCCGGGACGCUCGCCGAAAUGCCGUGGGUCGCGAGGAAGGUCAGCGCCCAGUCACAGAACACGUCGGACUUCAUUCAGGCCCAAUCCGUAUCCGUAGAGGAUGACUUCUCGGACCCGACGGUCAUGCUGAACAACAACGUGGCCGACGUGCUGUCGAGGAGACGACCGAGCGCGAAUGCUCUCAUCUCCUCCGGCUACUUCUCCAAGAGGGACCGGCAAAAGUGUGUCAAGCUGUUGCACCUGGACGACGUGGAGGAGCCGUCGUUGGAGGUGAGACUCUCCGUGAACAGUCAGUCGAUGGAGCUGACGCAGUCCUUGUCGUUCCAGGAGCGCGUGAGCCGGCAGCUGACAGGCUCGUCCACCAGGCCGUCUCCCUCUGGGUCGUCGUCGGCGUCCGCGAACAUCCGGAAGCUCUUCAAGGAGGGAACGACCGGAGAGAUGGUGCAGCGGCAGCACAUGGAACUCUUCAAGAUGAUACGCCAGAUCUUCGCGGAUCCCCAGGCGCCCGAGACGGAUGAUGUCCCCGGCAGGGCCUCCAGGGCCUCCACCGGCAGCGUGGACAAUGAGACCAGGUGCUGCUGGCGCUGGGGCAGGCUGCGGGUGGACGCGAG